AUGCGUGUAUUCGGAGCUGUGAAGGCAAAGUAUGCAAUGAAAGUUGCUGAUCGCAUCUUUGAGAAUUCGACUCCUAUCUCCAAACCAGAAGCUACUUCCUGCUUUAUCCGAGCAUGGAACACAGUCAGUUUAGCCACAUUGAUAACUGCUUGGCGCAUUCCAUGUUCAAACCUAGAAAAUUUCGAUCAAGAAACUCUAGGAGCGCAAGCAGAUGAAAGCGAUGAUGAAAAUUCCUCUAGUGAUGGUGAAUUUGAGGAGGAUGAAGAGCCUUAUUCCGAUAAUGAAGAUGAUGAUGACGAUUACCAUCAAUAA
This is a messenger RNA of Trichomonas vaginalis G3, 312 nucleotides long. RefSeq lists its product as uncharacterized. The coding region runs from base 1 to 312 and encodes 103 amino acids. Lineage: Eukaryota; Parabasalia; Trichomonadida; Trichomonadidae. The record is from RefSeq and is a predicted model, not a curated record. The transcript has a single exon.